Clonostachys solani is the source of this 1446-nucleotide messenger RNA. The record is from the annotation of a GenBank genome assembly. Lineage: Eukaryota; Fungi; Ascomycota; Sordariomycetes; Hypocreales; Bionectriaceae.
AUGGAGACCACGAUUCUCGAUCAUGUCGUACGCUACCCUACGUCUGGGCUGGAUGUUUUAGUUGUUGGUGGCGGUAUCGGAGGGCUGAUGACAGCACUUGAAUGCUGGCGCAAAGGCCACAAUGUUACCGUACUUGAGAAAUCACCGCACGCUGCAACCAUUGGUGAUGCCAUCAUCAUCAAUCCCUCUGGCUGGUCUGCUUUGCCCAAAUACCCAACAAUGAUGGAGGAGCUUACAAAAAUCUCGAUUGAUGCUCAAAGGAUCUUUUACAACCUUGACGGAAGCAUUGCGGGACCGCCAUUGGAGUUCGAGCAUAAUAUGAAGGGCGCUGCUGAACAUGCCGCCUUUCCCUUACACAUUGGCGCCCUACUGGGUCGUGCUGAUCUCGCCCAAAUGUUACUCGACCAAUGCGAAAGGCUAGAAAUCCCGAUUCAUUGGGAUGUUAACAUUGUCGAUUAUGGCGAAGGCCUCGAUGUCAAAAAGGGAUUUGCCAUUCGUGCUGAUGGACACCGCUAUACAGCAGAUGUUGUGAUAGCCGCCGAUGGACUGGGCUCCAAAUCACACCGCAUCACCAUGGGCCAGCAGACUCGAGCAGUGAGUACAGGAUACGUGAUUUACCGCUCAGUGAUUCCACUUACCGGAGGGGUGAGUGAAAUAUUGUUCGACACCGUGCAGAAGAGUGGCCGCGGAGAAUUCAGGCUUUAUAUGGGACACAACAUGCAUAUUGCGCUCGUCUUGUCCAAGCGUCUGGUCACGUUCGCAAUCACUUUGCCUGAUGAUAACCAAGGAACGGCUACAGAAUCCUGGUCGUCAUUCAUCUCGUCAGCAAAGCUCCUCCAAUCGCUCCCGCCUAUCGACAAAUUAGAUCCACUGAUCGUCGCAAUGCUUAAAUCACUACCAGAGGAUCGCAUUGUCGCGUGGAAGCUUUGUAUGCGAAACCCGCAGCCAACAUGGUCAUCUCCAGGCGGACACGUGGUUCAAGUCGGUGACAGCGCGCACAGCUAUAUUCCCACGUCCGGAAGUGGGGGCACCAUGGCUCUGGAGGACUCUGCUUCCAUCGCAGAAUGCCUGCGGCUCGGAGCAAAGGGAAAUAUAUGCAACGCCGUAAAAGUACAUGAGCUACUAAGAAAACAACGAGUGACACUCUUACAACGCAUGGGGCUUGCUGUCCGGAGCUCACUUCAUGCAAAAGAGACCGAGAGUCCCAAGGAUGCCCCCGAGAUCAUGCUGCAAGGAAAGUGGCUCUGGGCACACAACCCGGAGUUAUAUGCAAGGGACAACUUUGACCGAGCGACUUUGCAUUUGAGAAAUAAGGAACCAUUCCAGAACACGAACCUGCCCAAGGGCUAUGUUUAUGAGGACUGGACAUUGGAAGGGGAAAUUGAGAGAGAAACCUCCGGGCGAUCUUUGGACAUACACGCUACUGGAGACUGGAGUAUUAACUGA